AUGCAACUUGAACUCCCUCCGAUGUUUGCCUCCUCGCUGCCUCACCCUGCAAUGACAAACAAACCGGAACUGCUCAGUCCUGCUCUGCGUCGGAGGUUGAUCGUCCUGUCGCCUCUGUACCCUCCGGCACCGCCGGAACCACUAGACCCACCGGAUCCGACGAACCGGUUUCGACAGCACAAAGAUUCUAUAUAUCUGCUUUUGUGCUACCGCCGACACUGGAUCAUCACCGCCCACUCUCCCAAUCUUCCCUGUCGGGUUCAUCUCUGGCUCGGCAAAGAACAAGAUUUCCACCGACGAGAUCUCUUCUCGUCACCGUCUCAAAGGAGCCCCCCACCCUUGCCGUUCAAUCUUAUUGUUCCGGAAUGGGAAACCGGACUUCUCAGCCACCAUCAUCACUCCGUGCGGCACUGUCAAAAAAAUCCACCUCUGGGGCCGACUCUUCUCCACCUCGCUUCGAUCCCGGGCUCGAGACUAUGUGUCACAGUUUCAUACUCGAAGGCAGAAGAGCCCAUGUUCUUCUCCCUCGUCGCGAGAUAUGGGCGUUCCCAAUCCUUUUCUCGCUGGCAAAUAUCCCCGUUCCAGCAAAAAUGUAGACGAGGCGCUGAAAACCUGUAUCCCGUCACCCUUCUCGGCGGUGGUUUGCCCCGAACACUCGCCGUCGGCCUUCCUCCGAUAUGCCUAGCCCCAUCUCUUCAACAACAAUCAGGUUAG
Messenger RNA from Arabis nemorensis, 714 nucleotides. The record is from the annotation of a GenBank genome assembly. NCBI's taxonomy places the organism in Eukaryota, Viridiplantae, Streptophyta, Magnoliopsida, Brassicales, Brassicaceae.